AUUCAUAUACAACAAAGUCACACCCAUAACCUCUUGUUUCUAAUUAUUACUCAUUUCUCAGUUCUUCCUCUGUCCAUGGAAUCCGCAGCUCAUGUUGCUCUUAUUUCCAGCCCCGGAAUGGGCCAUCUUUUCCCCGCACUCGAGUUCGCCACGCGCCUCUCCACGCGCCACCGUCUCACCGUCACUGUUUUCAUCGUCCCCUCCCGCUCCUCCUCCGCCGAAAACAAAGUCAUCGCCGCCGCCCAAGCAGCUGGUCUCUUCACCGUUGUCGAACUUCCUCCCGCCGACAUGUCUGAUGUCACUGAAUCCUCCGUUGUCGGCCGCCUCGCCAUCACCAUGCGCCGCCAUGUCCCGAUACUCCGCUCCGCGGUCUCCGCCAUGACCUCCCCUCCCUCCGUCCUCAUUGCUGACAUCUUCUCCAUCGAAUCCUUCGCCGUCGCGGACGAGUUCGACAUGAAGAAAUACGCGUUCGUUGCCUCCAAUGCAUGGUUCUUAGCCGUCAUGGUUUACGCUCAGGUGUGGGACAGGGAGAUCGUUGGCCAGUACGUGGACCAGAAAGAACCGCUUCAAAUCCCAGGAUGCGAAUCGGUUCGGCCAUGCGAUGUUAUCGACCCACUUCUGGACCGGACCGAACAGCAAUAUUUCGAAAUCUUGAAAUUGGGGAUGGGGAUAGCAUCGAGUGACGGCGUUUUGGUUAACACGUGGGAUGAGUUGCAAGAUCGCACGCUCGCAUCUUUAAACGACCGGAAUCUGUUGGGUAAAAUCUCACCGCCGGUUUACUCUAUUGGACCAAUCGUGAGGCAGCCCGGUUCGAAGAAAGGCGGUUCGAGUGAGUUGUUUAAUUGGUUGAGUAAGCAACCCAGUGAGUCGGUGAUCUACGUGUCGUUUGGGAGCGGUGGAACGCUGUCGUUUGAGCAAAUGACAGAAGUGGCUCACGGCUUGGAGAUGAGUCGGCAGAGAUUUGUUUGGGUGGUACGCGCCCCAAAGGUAAGAUCGGACGGUGCAUUUUUUACGACGGGAGACGAGAGUGAGGAGCAAUCGUUGGCGAAGUUUUUGCCAGAGGGAUUUUUGGAACGCACGAGCGAGGUGGGGUUCGUAGUAUCAAUGUGGGCGGACCAGACAGCGGUGCUAGGGAGUCCAGCGGUGGGAGGUUUUUUCUCUCACAGCGGAUGGAACUCGGCGUUGGAAAGCAUUACAAAUGGAGUACCAAUGGUGGUGUGGCCAUUGUAUGCAGAGCAACGAAUGAAUGCCACAAUGCUAACUGAGGAGAUCGGAGUGGGUGUCCGAUCAAAGGAGCUACCAACGAAUGCAUUGAUUGAAAGAGAGGAGAUCGCAGCUAUGGUAAGGAAGAUAAUGGUGGAGGAAGAUGAUGAAGGGAAAGCCAUUAGGGCAAAGGCUAAGGAACUUCAAAGGAGUGCUGCGAAAGCGUUGGGAGAAGGUGGUUCAUCGCACCACAACUUUGCUCGUGUUGUCAAAUUGUUUGGCUGUUAAGUAUAUAUAUAUAUAUAUAUAUAUAUAUAAUUGUCUCUCGAAUUUCACUGUUUGAUUGCUAGUAAAAAAGUAUAUGUGGUUGUCACUAGUGAGAGUAAUGUUUUAGAGUGGUUUUUCUUCUAAUUGACUCUUUUGGUUUAAUAACGUCGGGUAAAAUUUCAUAAUAUAUAGUUGCGUACUGUUUUUGUAUA
Cucumis sativus (cucumber) is the source of this 1682-nucleotide messenger RNA. Its product is annotated as anthocyanidin 3-O-glucosyltransferase 5. Bases 76 to 1491 code for a protein of 471 amino acids. The transcript is spliced from 2 exons. Gene Ontology annotation, molecular function: UDP-glycosyltransferase activity. The record is from RefSeq and is a predicted model, not a curated record. NCBI's taxonomy places the organism in Eukaryota, Viridiplantae, Streptophyta, Magnoliopsida, Cucurbitales, Cucurbitaceae.